Molecule: messenger RNA, 1693 nt
Organism: Paramecium pentaurelia
Lineage: Eukaryota; Ciliophora; Oligohymenophorea; Peniculida; Parameciidae
Source: the annotation of a GenBank genome assembly
AUGUCGAAGCAACAGGAUAAUCUAUUUUAAAAUAAUAAAUCUUAAAGGACACUUCGAACAGAAUAAAGCAAAUAAUAUGAAACUGGACAUUUGUAGCCUACUCUGAAAUAAGUGAAUUCUCCUCAUCAUUCUCAGUCUAUUUCACCUAUUCGAAGUCCAAAUGAAUUGAGUAUUGAUAAUAAGUAAGGAUUCAAUGGAUAACCAAAUAUAAAAAAUGCUGACUAGGUAGAAAUAUUAAAAUAAACAAAAGCAAAUAGGAGCACUUAUUUAAGAGAUUGAGAAACAAAAUAUCUGUAUAAAAUUAAAGACACAAUAAAUAUAGGAAUGUUAAUCAAAAAUAAGUUAACUUGAAUUGCAUUAUGGAUUAAAGAUUGAAGAGUUGGAAACACAGCAUCUUUAUUAAAUAUAAUUAACAUAAAGUUAAUUAAGAGAGAAAUAAUAGGAGAAUGCAAAUUUAAUUAAUGAAAUUAAUCAAUUAAAAUCUCAAAAAAAUAAAUAUAAUUUACUUGUUGAACAAACAAAUAUAGAAAACAAUUAAUUAAGGGAAUAAUUAAGAAAAUUUUAGAUGCUAAAUUCUACAUAAACAGGAGAUAUAGUUGAUGAUCCAUCUUCAAAAUAAUAGAAAUUAGAAAUAAUUUAAAUAAAAUAAUAAAUGAUAAGAUUAAAUGAAGUUAUAAAAAGUUUAGAAGAAUAAAAUAAAUAUUAUGAAGAAGAAUGUAAUAGACAUUUUAAAGAAAAUUAAUAUUUAAUUAAUAUUCAAAAUGAUUUAACUUAAUAAUUAGAAGCAUAUAAAAAAGAAUUGUUACAAUUUUAAGAAGAAAAUAAAGUAUUGUUAGAAAAAAUAAAUAAAAGUAAAGAAGAGUUCAAUAUUUCUUAAGAAUAAUUAAUUUAAUAAUUAAAAUAGGAAUAGAUAGAAAAACAAUAGCUUUAAAACUAAUAUUAAUAAAAGAUCCUUGAAUUAUAAAAUGUAACAUCUUAAUUAGAAUCUAAAAUUUAAGAAACACAAUAGACAUCUUCUUAAAUGAAUUAAUAUUCUUGGAAAAUUAAUUAAUUAGAAUAAUAAGAGAAGGAUCUAUAAAAUUUAGUUGAGCAUUAAACAACACAAAUUUCUUAAUAACGAAAAACUAUAAAUCUUCUUGAAUAAAACUUAUAAAAUUCAUAGAACACAGAAAUUUAAUAUCAAUAAUUAUUAUAAAAUUAUAAUAGUAUUAAAGAAUAGUUUUAAUAAUAUUCAAUUUCUGAACAUAAUGCAUAAAAAUAAUAUUUAGAAUAAUAAAAUAAAAUAGAUAAAUUAACAGUAAUGUUAAAAAAUAGAUUAAACGAAAUAGAAUUAUGGAAAAAUAAAUGUUAUGAGAAUAGUUCAUAAUAAAAUAGACAACUUUUAGAUUAACUUAUAUAAGAGAAUGAAAUAUUAAAAUAGAAGUAUUAUUGAUAUUUUUUAGUUAGAUGUAAUAUUUUAGAAAUAAAUAUCAAAGAAAAUAGCAACCCUUCUUAAUCUUAAGAAAUCAAUAAACUUAAUCUUAUAGUAAAUAUAUAAAUUAUAAAUUAGAUUAAAUAAUAAUAAGAUAAAAUUAUAUACUAAUAAUAGCUUUUGGAAAAUCAAAAAAAAUAAAUGAGCAGUCCUAAAAGUUAAAAAACAUUUACAACAGAAAUUAAUGUAAAAGAUUUUAAUACAAAAGGUAAACAUAAUUGA